AUGGCUCUUUCACAUAAAAAUCAAAACCAAAACUCGACAUCUGCCAAACAUGGUUAUCGACACGACCAAACCCUAUCUUGGGCUCAAAUUGCGCAACGACAAACGCUAUCUUACCAACCAGCAACCAAGAUGCAACCAUCUAAGGACUUGAGCGACUCGUCAUCCACUGCCUCCAAGUAUGCUCAUCAGAUCGACGAUCUUUUGCACACCAGCAUCCGUCCCUUUAUUCAAGGACUUGAAGACGAUAGUACACUUAUUGAUAUAACCAACAUUAAAGACCUCAACGGCUUGAAACAAUUCUUUGGCUCUUUUGACACAGACACAUACUUUCCUACUUUGGAACCUUACCUGAAUCGACCUCAUCCAACUAUGCCAGAAACCUUACGACGAGAAAUUGAUUGGUUCAACGACGGCAAGCGCAUGCUCCGCCUCACCUGGGAUGAAAUGCCACCUUACUGUCGCUACUGCCAUGUGAUGAUCUGA
Messenger RNA from Gilbertella persicaria, 483 nucleotides. RefSeq lists its product as uncharacterized. The record is from RefSeq and is a predicted model, not a curated record. The coding region runs from base 1 to 483 and encodes 160 amino acids. The transcript is spliced from 2 exons. NCBI's taxonomy places the organism in Eukaryota, Fungi, Mucoromycota, Mucoromycetes, Mucorales, Choanephoraceae.